Papaver somniferum (opium poppy) is the source of this 1266-nucleotide messenger RNA. RefSeq lists its product as uncharacterized. Lineage: Eukaryota; Viridiplantae; Streptophyta; Magnoliopsida; Ranunculales; Papaveraceae. Gene Ontology annotation, molecular function: catalytic activity. The record is from RefSeq and is a predicted model, not a curated record. The coding region runs from base 1 to 1266 and encodes 421 amino acids. The transcript is spliced from 3 exons.
AUGCGGGUUCUUUUUUGGAAUAUCAAUGGUGUUGCGCGUACAACAGCACAUUCUAAGCUUAGGGAGCUGAUUAGAGAUUUCCAUCCUGAAGUUUUUGGCCUUGCGGAACCAAAAGUGGCGUGCUCAGCAAAUUUUGGGAGGAGGCUAAUUUCUGAAGGUUAUUCUUCAUUUAUUAUUAAUAAUUCUGCUAAUUCUGGUAUUGCAAAUCUUUGGGUUUGUUAUAAGGAUGGGCUUCAUGUUUCUGUAGUUAAUUCUAGUAAAAAAGCUAUUACAAUUGCGGUUGAUGGUGUGUAUAUCUCUUUUGUCCAUGCUAGCUACAUUCAAACUACUAGGCGCAGGCUUUGGCAGCAACUAGUUAUGCAAGAUACAAUUACACCUUGGCUUGUCAUAGGUGAUUUUAAUUGUAUUUUGCGUUUGAAUGAGAAGAAAGGUGGCUUGGAAAUAAGAUCGUCUGUUAUUGAUGAGUUCAGUGAUUGGAUGGAUGACAAUGAUUUUUUUGAAUCGGAUUCCUUGGGCAGCAAAUUCACUUGGUGUAAUAGGCAAUCUGGUACUAGGCGUAUUGUUAGCCUUGUCGAGCUCCUUUUCGUGUUCAAAAGAUGUGGUUUUUACAUGGGGAUUUUCUCCGGAUGGUCAAUGAGAGUUGGACUUUGUCUGUUCAUGCAAGACCAACUUCGUUUUGAGACAGCAGCUCUUAUUUCAGAUGAGGAUCCUAGUAAUACUGCUAAACUAAAUGCAAUAAAGGAUGCUAUGAAAACUUUAUGUGAUACUCGUUUGCAACAGUUAACUAUGCUCAAGCAAAAGUCUAGGAACAAAUGGUUGGUGGAGGGUUCAAGUAAUUCCAGUUUCUUUCAUAAUAGCAUUAGAAUUAGAAAAAGUUCUAAUACUAUUUCGGAACUUGUUGAUAUGAAUGGGACUUGUUUGACAAAUUAUGAGCAGCUUUGUAAUCAUGUAGUUCAGUUCUAUGAAGAUAAGUUCAAUGGCCAAGAUCCGGUGAUAGAAGGUGAUUUAUUUGAUUUUGAGCAUGCUUCAAUUUCUGUUGAGGAGAGCAACACCAUGGAUAUGAUUCCAUCCCCGGAAGAAAUUAAGCAAGAUGUUUUUGAUCUGAGUGCGGAUAGUGCCCCAGGGACGGAUGGUUUCUCUGGUUGUUUCUAUCGUCAUUGUUGGGAUAUUAUUCAUGAUGAUUUAACCAAGGCCAUUAUUCAUUGCUGGAAUGCGGGUAGGAUUCCCAAAUGGUGUCAAUUCAUCUUUUAUCAUCUUGCUGGAUAA